AUGGGGAGGCCUAUUUAUACGAAGCCUCACUCAGACGAGGUUGACCAGCUACUGUUCCCGAAAGGCUUUCGAGUACCAGAGUUCCAUACUUUUUCUGGGGAAGACGCGAAGGAAUCAACGGUGGAACACGUAGCCCGGUUCCAAGUCCAAUGUGGGGAAGCAGGGACUAAGGACGAGUGGAAGUUGAGGUUGUUUCCCAACUCCUUGACUGCCAUCGCCUUUACGUGGUACAUCAAUCUAUCUCCUAACUCCAUCCAGACCUGGCGACAAAUGGAGGAUGCAUUCCACCAACAGUUUUAUAGGGUGGAGCCAGAGGUCACAAUGGCUGACCUUUCAAGCUUAUUCAAGAAGGCUCGAUUUAAGUGUAAGGUCUCCCUGCCCGAGAAGGAGUACGUGAGCUUGGCGUUAAAUGGCCUAAACUUUGAGUUGAAAAAGAAGUUCUACGAGGCGGAGUUUAGGGAUCUUUUUGAGUUAUCAGCCAAAGCAGCAAGAUAUGAGCGGAUCUUGAGGCAGGAACAAGACCGCAUGGCCGCCUCGAAGGGAACCUAUUAUAGAGACCCCAAUUAUGAGGUGGCCGCAGUGGAGCCUGGGUACGAAGCAGAGGUGGCUGUCGCGGAGUUGAUUAACAAGAAGCCUUAUUUCUUGAAAGCUGGCAGGUUGGAAAAGGCAGACUUUGCAUCACCUUCAGGCAAGUCGAACCGGGUCUACACAUUCGACAUUACGAAGGCCGAGGCAAUCUUUGAUCAGCUCAUGGCCGACAAGCUUGUGAAGCUUCAUCCAGGCCAUAAGCUUCCUCCAACGAUGGAUUUGAAGGGCAGAGAAUAUUGCAAAUAUCAUAAUUCGUGGAGCCAUACCACCAACAACUGUAUGGUCUUCCGAAAUGAUAUUCAAGAUAAGAUCGAACGUGGAGAGUUCAAGUUUGAGUCGAAAGAUAAGAAGGCCAUGGGUGUGGAUGCAAAUCCAUUCCCGACGGGCCUGAGUACCAACAUGGUGUCCUUCAACAUGAGGGGAAUGCCGAAUAGUUCUCCAAGGCCCAAAGUCAGCUUAGGAGAACCAUCUAGGCAAGCACGAAGGCCUACUUAUGAAGACCUCGUCGAGUGA
This is a messenger RNA of Rhododendron vialii, 1101 nucleotides long. RefSeq lists its product as uncharacterized. The record is from RefSeq and is a predicted model, not a curated record. The transcript has 2 exons. The coding region runs from base 1 to 1101 and encodes 366 amino acids. NCBI's taxonomy places the organism in Eukaryota, Viridiplantae, Streptophyta, Magnoliopsida, Ericales, Ericaceae.